AGCAGGACGGGACUGUGGAUCAAGGUGAGAGGGUCUCUGGAGUUCUUAUCUGAUGAUCUGGGGAAAAUGAAGGUGGAGGGGCCACGUUUGGAACGUUCCAGCCGGUUGGCUCAGGUUACAGACGCCUGUGAAAACCUCCACAGGUUACAAAUCACGUCAAAUAAAUAAAAUGUCUUCAUGGCCAUGUCAAAAACAAGAUGUCAUGAAGUAGAGGAAUUGAAAUCUUUAUUUAUAGCUUUGAUUGUUUUGUCGCGAAACGAUCCAUCUCUUUUGUGUCACGCCCCCUGAACUUUCUUUAAAAUAUCUGUCUGUCCAACCAGAAGCUGCCUCUGUGUUUUAUGUUUGGAGGUAAAUGUUCUCGGUUCCCUUCCUAUAACCCCCCAGCACACACACACACACACACACACACACACACUUGAAUCUUUGUCAUUUACCUCCAUUGCUCGGCCGAGCAAAGCGCGCCUUUCGAAAUGAUUGCAAAGCUUGACAGUGUGCUUCUGCCCCGAAAAAAGUUCAUCUACCACUACACGAACAUGCGCUGGGCGAGGGGCCGACACGAGACUUACCUCUGCUUUGUUGUGAAAAGGCGAGUGGGGCCGGAUUCCUUGUCCUUCGACUUUGGACACCUGCGCAAUCGCAGUGGCUGCCAUGUCGAGUUGUUGUUCCUGCGCCACCUCGGAGCCUUGUGCCCUGGUUUCUUGGGUUGUGGAGACACCGGAGGGAGGAGGCUGAGUUACUCCAUCACCUGGUUCUGCUCGUGGUCUCCCUGCGUAAACUGCUCCAUCAGUCUGUCCCAGUUCCUCAGCCGGACGCCCAACCUCCGCCUCAGGAUCUUCGUCUCUCGCCUUUACUUUUGUGACAUGGAGAACAGUCGGGAAAGAGACGGCCUGAGAAUGCUGAAAAAAGCUGGCGUGCAGGUCACAGUCAUGAGUUACAAAGAUUUCUUCUAUUGCUGGCAGACUUUUGUAGAUCGCAAACAAAGCCAGUUCAAGGCCUGGAAAGAGCUUCACCAAAACUCUGUUCGCCUUUCCAGAAAGCUCAAGCGCAUCCUCCAGCCUUGUGAAACAGAAGAUUUAAGGGAUGCCUUCAAGCUGCUUGGACUGUGAAAAGUACCUCUGACCUCCUCUGGUGUUAGCAUUACGUCUUUUGUUAAGUAGAAAGUAGAACAAAAAAACAUGCUGGCAUUGGUCCAUCACCACAAGGGCUAAAACUGAGAAUGAUACGAACUGAGACAAAGUAGAUUAGGUUGUGGCAAGGCUUGUGUGUCAGCUGCUGCUUGCUUAUUCUGUUGCAUUACAGAUGUAUGAAAUAAAACAAUAAGAUAA
Messenger RNA from Gasterosteus aculeatus aculeatus (three-spined stickleback), 1325 nucleotides. It is a transcript of the gene aicda, whose product is annotated as activation-induced cytidine deaminase. Lineage: Eukaryota; Metazoa; Chordata; Actinopteri; Perciformes; Gasterosteidae. Gene Ontology annotation, cellular component: cytoplasm; nucleus. Gene Ontology annotation, molecular function: zinc ion binding; RNA binding; cytidine deaminase activity. The record is from RefSeq and is a predicted model, not a curated record. Gene Ontology annotation, biological process: cytidine to uridine editing.